This is a messenger RNA of Stegodyphus dumicola, 3143 nucleotides long. Its product is annotated as protein O-linked-mannose beta-1,4-N-acetylglucosaminyltransferase 2-like. Gene Ontology annotation, cellular component: endoplasmic reticulum. NCBI's taxonomy places the organism in Eukaryota, Metazoa, Arthropoda, Arachnida, Araneae, Eresidae. Gene Ontology annotation, biological process: protein O-linked glycosylation via mannose. The record is from RefSeq and is a predicted model, not a curated record. Gene Ontology annotation, molecular function: protein binding; protein O-acetylglucosaminyltransferase activity.
UCUGCCACCCAUUAACUCGCUAAAUUUGAAAACUUUUGUCACUCCUAAAGUCUGUCCCCGACCUGAUAGAGGUUACAUUGCAUUUACAAUCCGAAUAAAGGUUUCGGUAUCUGUUUUUCGUUUUGGGUGUUACAGCAAAAGUAGAAUGUAAAGCAAAAUGUAAUGUAAAAAAAUACUGAAGUCCAUUAUAUUACUCAUAUUUGUACAAAAAAGACUUGCGGAUGAUCAUUCAAUACCUGAACUUUCCAGAAUAUCGCAUAUACUAGGCAAUACUUAUUUUUAAUAGAAAAUAUACGUUUGAUGAAUUAGAUCAGAACAGGCAAUGUAAGAUUAAAUAUAUGCCCAGAGAGCAAGAAAAGAACCGCAAAAUUAUUGUUGACAAACCGUUCGUCUUGCGAUAUAUUAAGUGGUAACUUGUUUACUUUGGCGUUACAAAUUAUGUGGAAGUACGAUUUUCGCGCCAGCGCUACUUUUUUAAAAUGUGCGAUGUGUACGGAAUAUGUUUGUGCAUGAUCAUUUCUGAUGUAUAUCGUCAACAAAUUCAUAGAGCAUUUUUUGCUUCCAUUUUGUUUAGUUAUAAUCUGUGUCAUUUUUUAUAAUGGAGAGUACUUGAAAUCAACAUCUAAUGAAUGCCCUUCGUAUCCGAAAUAUGAGAAUUUAAAUGAAGUAGAUAUUAGCACUUUUUCUUCUUCGGUAUUUUGUCGCGGAAGCAAUCAUACCGACAGAUUGUGUCAUUUCCGAAACCUAUGUUAUGAACCAAAAUCUGAAACAUUUUUAGUAUUUCACCAAAGAAAUUCUAUUAUUAGUGGUGUACCACAUGACAGAUUUGAUCCAGCUUUAGCUGAUUUUUCAUCUGUAGCAGAUCAUAAUACACAGUAUUUCAACUAUGUUGAUAUGCCUGCUUCUGCAGCUCAGAAUUUUAAUAUUUCCUAUAUAAAAGGUCAUUCAUUGAUGUUCAAAAGGUUUAAUCCUGAAAAUUUAAUGCAUGUAUUUCAUGAUGACUUAUUACCUGCGUUUUUAACUCUUAAAGAAUUAUGUCAGUUUGGUGUUGGUAUGUCUUGCAAAGAUGUAUUUUUUACAUUUGCUGAUGGAAGAGCUUCUGGUCCUUAUGCAGAUUUAUAUAAUAAAUUCUUAAGUAAUGGACCAUUAUACCUUAAGUCUUUAUCUUCUAAAAAUUUACACUGCAUUCAAAAUGUUUAUAUUGGUUUAAACAAGCUUACAGUAUGGUAUCACUAUGGAUUUAAAGAACCACAAGGUCCUUUAAAGAAACCUUUCACUGGUAUAUAUUCAGUUAUAUUAGAAUUUCGUAAUUAUUUUAUUGAGCAGUUUAAUUUAAACCCAAAAGAUGAAAAGCCGCUUGCUGUUCUUUUAACAAGAAAGCACAACCGAAAGAUUCUUAAUGAGAAUGAAGUAAUGAAAACUCUUCAAAUGUAUUCAAAUCUCGAAACGUGCAUAAUGAAUCUAGAAAACCAUUCAGUGUUAGAAGUGAUCAAAAUAGUGUUACAAAGCAAAAUUAUAGUGGGAAUGCAUGGUUCGUUAUUAGUAGUUUCAUUAUUUUUAGAACCAAAUUCAGUAAUUAUUGAACUUUUCCCAUUUGGUGUGAACCCAGAUAUUAGCACUCCGUAUAAAACUUUCGCCAAUAUACCUGGUUUGAAAUUAAUAUAUUGGUCUUGGGAAAACAAAAUAAGAAAUAAUUCUGUUCCUCACCCAGAAUAUUCUGUUGAAUAUGGAGGAAUUCAGCAUUUGCCUGAAGAAGAACAGGCUAGUAUUGAAAACUCGGUAGUAGUACCUUUCUUAUGCUGUUAUGAUCCUGUCUGGUUGUAUCGAAUAUAUCAGGAUACUAUAGUGGAUAUCAAUUCUUUUACCAUUAUUCUCAGUAAUGCUAUAAAAGAACUCAAAAUGCAGAUUUCUUCUAAUGAUGAACUUGUAACUGAAACAAAACUUUAUCCUAGUGAAGUUCAAAAUGUGUCAUGCACUACGAUUUCUAAAAAUAGUACAUUAAAUAUUUCAUGGGAUGUACCAUGGAAUUUACAGUUUAUGAAUUUUAGUUCAAUUGAAUAUGAGAUCUGGCUUCAGGCUGUUGAAAGUAAUGAGAUACAAGCUUUUCUAAUGCAUAAACAAAUCUUCAGAUUUUCAAUGAAUUCAUCUAGUAAUUUAUAUUAUGUCUGGAUAAGAUGUCAUGUAGAUGGUAGAAUUGGACCUUUUAAUUCAAAUCCAUUUAUUUGCCAUCAGUAAAUAUCUUGGUACUUUUUGUUAAUGGGAUUCCAAUAGUAAUUUUGCACCAAAUGUUGUAACCUAUUUAUUUCAUCUCGUGAGUAGCUCUGCAAUAACAUAUUGUGAAUAAGCAGUAAAAAUUAAUAUCAAUUCAGUAAUUUUCCUUGUGAGGUCUUAAAGAGCUUUUUUGUUGAAGACCUGAUUUUUUUGCUCCUUUUCUUUGAAAGAAAAAAUAUAUACUAUGUGAUUUAGCAGUUGUCAAAUGAUAAAAGUCUUCUAAAGCCCACUGAAAAACUGUUUCAAAACCAGAUCAUAUUUUACUACCGCCGAAGCACCAAAAUGGUGUUGCAAUGAAAGGUUAUGCCUUGAGAAGAAAAGUAUACAGAGUUGCAAAUUCAAAGGUUCACACAUAAUUUUCAUGGCAGCCAUUAGGUCUGUAUAUUUCUUGUGUUGAGAAUUCAGGUUUGUAGAAUUCUAUCACCUGUAACUAUGAAUGAAUCACUGUAUAAUUGCAGCUGGGAUAGCUAUACGCAUUCUUAUUUUUGAUUGUCUGUGUUUUUUUAAAUAGAUUUAUACGUAUAUAUUUUUUUCAUGAAGCUGCAUAUAUCAUUAGGGUUGACAUUCCCAUUUCUACUUUGGUUUCACAUUAAUGUGUAAUGUUUGCCACCAAGUGGCAUCCCAUUAAGUGAAAGGUACCAACAUCUUUUAUUAAACUUGAGCUUUGUUUCCUUAUUGAUUACUGUUAAAGUUAAAAUUUACAAUUGAGUGCCCCUUGAUUUUUUUUUGCGAUUCUGUUUUGACACCAAAAUCAGAAGAUGGCCGCUACAAAAAACCCAAAUAAGAAGUCAAAGAAUUGCUCAAACUCGGUGUCCAUGUACACAUUGAUCAAUUUUCACUUAAAAAAAAAAUCAAAGAAUUGCACAAACUAG